Thunnus maccoyii (southern bluefin tuna) is the source of this 3354-nucleotide messenger RNA. RefSeq names its product shugoshin 2 (gene sgo2). The record is from RefSeq and is a predicted model, not a curated record. Gene Ontology annotation, cellular component: nucleus; chromosome, centromeric region. NCBI's taxonomy places the organism in Eukaryota, Metazoa, Chordata, Actinopteri, Scombriformes, Scombridae. Bases 292 to 3264 code for a protein of 990 amino acids. The transcript has 9 exons. Gene Ontology annotation, biological process: meiotic chromosome segregation.
GCAUCACCCAGCACCUGCGCAGAAGCGCGGCGGACUUUUUGUUUAUGUUUGAAAUUGACUCAGCGGCGUUUUCACGGUAUUUUUAAUAACUUCACAAUGAGGUUUCUUUGAUCAAUUCACGGUCGUUAUCAAGAAAAUCUGUUUGCAAGACGCAAGUUCUGCCGCCGACUAGCGUAAGUUUUGCUGUAGAGUGAGAACAAGUAGAGUAACGUGCUGUACCCAGUGAGCAUAACGUGAAACUCCAAGUGAUCAUCACCCAUCGAAGUCAGCGUUACAUGCCAUCAGAGGACAAUGCCACCUUCAAUGACUUCCAAGCGGGCUUCAGCUGCAGCAUCAAAGAUAAAAAAUAAGAUGCACAACACCUCCUCCUUCUUCAAGGUCUCUUUGAAGACCAACAACAAGGCCUUAGCUGUUGCGUUGGAGGCACAGAAGGAGAGGAGCAGGCAGCUGGAGAUGGAGAUUGUGUACCUGCAGAAACAAGUGGAGGCCCUGUGCUUUGAGUUGGCCACCAAGAAAUACAAGCACAGGAAACUGCUCCCCAUCUUGAAAAAUCUCCAUAGCAACACUCUGCUUCACUUGGACAUGGUGGCUGACCUUUUCUCUGACAGUGAUCUCCCUAAACUAUCUGACAAUUACAAGUCUGAUGACAUCAACAGUGAAAAUCCUCCAAUCAGAAGUCUUCCAGAUGAGUUACCACCUCAGCCAGAAAUGUCAAGGGAAUUGUUGUUACCCCCCCAAAAGAUAACAGUGGAUGUACCUGAGAAAAACAUGUCUGCAAACGUCUUCACUAUCCAGAGCAGACUCAAAGAAUCCACUGAUCUCUGCAAUAGUGACACAGUCGAUGAGAAAAGACAUUCAAGCAAGUAUAUACAGGCUCGCCAGACAGGAACAUCCCGUCAGUCCAGCAGCCUAAGGGAUGAGGUAGAGAGGCUGUCGAUGAUAUUCUCUCAGCCUGGGUUUGAUGUUAAGUCAGUCAACUGUCUCCAGAACAGUCAAACCGCUUCUGUCGUCAGCACAAGUGAAAAAUCCAAGCCAUCUCUUUCUAAUGAUAUUGACCUUCCUAGCAGUUCAGUCAAGGAAACUGGACCAGACCAUGUCAACAGACAAGAGAACACUGUGCUUAUGAAUACAACAAUGGAGAUGACAACUGUAAGUAAUGCUAUUGAAAUAGUCACUGUGGAAACCAAGGCCAAAAAAACAGGCCGCUCUGGCAAACCGAAAAGCAAGAAGAAAAAGGAACAAGAAAAUGGGUCAACUGUGGCUGAAAAUCCACAAGUGAGGAACUCCACAGAUUCUAGGUUGAGUGAGGUACAGAGUGCACCCACUGAGACUUUGUUACAGACAGAUGAACAUGCACUAAAGGAUUUUGCAGAGCCGGAAGUUAUUGAGUCUCAGUUACUAAAAACACAGUGUAGCAGUGGUAUCACCUCUCGCAUUCCCAAACUGAGCAAGUUCGGAGCUUGCAACCCUCAAAAAAUGUCAAAGGACAUAUUCAAAGACCAUGACUCUACCAUGUCAAAGACAGAGUCCUGUGACAUUGUCUUACCAGACCUGGAUGAUUAUUUCAUGGAUCCUGAAAACCACUUUUCCAAAGCCAAAGAAAGUGUGAAAUUACCACCAGAGAAAAAUAUUGCUGAAGAGGCGAGAUCUAAAAUCAAAUGCAGGAGGUCCAAGACCAAACAUAAGAGGAUGUCAUUUGUCACCAGGAAAACUUUUGUGACCUUGCCUUCGUCAUCUCAGGAAAGUGAGAACAGUCAGUCCAAAUUGGAAUUGGUCCAUAACAAAGUGGAAGAAGAAGUUAAGGAAAAAUAUGAAUCACCCAAACACCAGGAACCACCUGAGGAGUUUCUGUUUAAUGCAGAUGAGGUCACACAUCCAGAGACAGAACAUGAGAGCCCUCCUCCCUCUAUUAGCAAUAAACUACAGAGCAAAAUAGUGAUGGCUACAAAUUCUGGAGGAAGUCACAAAUCAAGAUGCAGAGAGACAUUUGUAAUCUCAGUGGCCAAGGAUAGCACCUCAUACAACAGAGCGUCACCAGAAAUUGUUCCCAUUGAGCAGGACUUUGUUUCUCAUACAGAAUCCAACUGUGAGGCAGAAGAACCAUCAUCAGUCAUGGAUGCAAGUUUUGAAAGGCAGCAUUCAGAGCCAAAUCUACACAGACAUAGAGGUAGAGCCUUUGUUGAGGAAAAACAGAGCUCCUGUAAGCGUCCUUGGGUGGCCACUCAGGAUUCAGGAAGCUUUCAAGAGGACUUGAGUAGCAACGAGAACCAUGACGAAGUGCUGCCGCUGGACCAAGUCUCCACUGCAGGUACAGAGGUUCAGAAACCUAAAAAACCCAGGAGAGAAGAAACUGGCCGAUCCAGCAAAAAGAAAGCCGUGCGGAGGGAGGAAUGUGUUGAUCAUUCAAGUGACAAGAAAAAGAAGAAAAAAUGUAGCCGUGGCAACACAGGAUUCAGGUCUGGGGAUGGAGCAUGUUAUCUUCAGGACGCCAACGAGGCCUUACCUCUCCAUGACAGUGCAUACAUGGAUGACCCUGAAAGAAAUAAAGAACAGUUAGAUGAUUUACAAGUGGUUGACUCACAUUUUGACAUUAUUGAAAAUGAUAACAGCUUUGAACAUUCAUAUAAUUCAAAACCCACCAAGUCAAAGUCGAGGAUGGUUUGGAAUCCUGAACAGUAUAGAACGACAUCCAAACUGCAUACACCAGCAGAAACUAGAAAUACAAGGGAGACGUUUGUUGUCUCUAGGCGGAAAACUCAAGACAGUGUUUCACUAAACAACACGAGGACAUCUAAUGUGUCAGUCGCCUACAGUCACAAGGUAGACACCAGUGAUGAAGCAGUUCAUCAAAAUCUGGGAGACCUGCUGACGGAUGAGAUGCCACCAUGGCUGGCCACAGAUGACAGCACUGUCGACACUGAGGUGGGCUCUUUACUCUAUAGUCCCAAAAGGAAGACAUCAGGUUGGAUGAGAGUGAUUGAGGAGUCUGCUACCAUCACAACUGAAGCCUCUCCAGUUGGAAGAGUCUUAACAUCACUGACCAACACCAUUACAACCCCAGAUAUGGAAAAUAGAGGGAGAACCAGGAGACGAAAUGGUGUCGUCAGUUACAAGGAGCCCACCCUCAACAGCAAAAUAAGGCGUGGAGAUAAAUUCACCGACAGCAUGUUUUUGAGUUCUCCGGUGUGUAAAGACGGCAAGAAGAAGAAGAAGAAGAAGCAGCAGAAGAAGCCAGCGUUGGAAGAAUCCCUUUUGAUUGACUGAUUUUUUUAUUUUUUUAUUAUUCAUUUAUUUAUUUAGUUUUUUUAAGUUGCUAUUUUUCUUUAAUGCUUGAAUAAAGACGUUUUUAAUCAG